Molecule: messenger RNA, 2937 nt
Organism: Lathyrus sativus (Indian pea)
Lineage: Eukaryota; Viridiplantae; Streptophyta; Magnoliopsida; Fabales; Fabaceae
Source: the annotation of a GenBank genome assembly
AUGGACAUUGAAAGUAAGAUAGUGAACCCUAGUAACACACUCAAAAUUAAGAUUGCAACAAGUAGUAGUAGCAAAAAACAAAGUCAAGAGAGUUUAGAGAGUUCAAGUUUACCUUCACCAAACACAAAAACUUCCAUAGAAUCAUCAUCACCUUAUGAUCAAUCUCCUCUUGUUUCACCACCUUCAUCAGCAUUUGUUUCAGCUUUGCAAUCUCCAUAUAUAUCUCCAAGAGCCACAAUUCCAAACCCUACUACUACUAUUACUACUACAAAUCCUUCAACUCCAGAAGAUGUUCCUAGUAGUUCCUACACUCCUCCUUCUGAUCCUUAUGAGUUUUCUGAUGACACUUCUGAUACAAAGCUCAAAUUUAUGACAUGUGUUCCUGAAACAGUUCCUCCAAGAAUCUCAUUCUCAUUUCCAGUUCCUAGGGUUUCUUUUGGGAAAACCUCUGUUUCGCCUGCUACUAAAAAUUCCAAACUUGGAAGCUGUGAUGUCUACAUUGGAUUCCACGGACAAAAUCCGAAUCUUAUUCGCUUCUGCAAGUGGCUUAAAUCGGAGCUUGAGCUUCAAGGGGUUGAUUGUUUACUUGCUGAUAGGUCAAAGUAUUCAGAUAUUCAAAGCCAUGAGAUUGCUGAUAGAGUCAUUUGCUCGGUCGCGUUUGGUUUAGUGAUCGUCACGAGUUCGAGUUUCCUCAACCGGUUAAGCAUGGAAGAGGUGAGAUUUUUCGCUCAAAAGAAGAAUUUGAUUCCUAUAUUCUUUGACACAUUGCCUGCUGAGAUUAUGUCACUUCUUAAUUGCAAUUCAAUUGAUAAAGAAUGUAAAGAAGCGAUCGAUGGACUCGUGAAAUGCAAUGAGUUCUGUUUAGAAGCUAAUGAUGGUAAUUUAAGAAGUUGCAUAUCGAAAAUUUCGAGUAUUUUAAGAGCAAGACUUGGUAGGAAGAAUGUUGGUCAUAAGGAUAAUCAUAGUAUGCUAGGGUUUGAGGAUUUGUUACCUUUUCCAAGGAAUGCGUAUUUCGUGGGAAGAGAGAAAGAGAUUAUGGAGAUUGAAGGUUUACUUUUCGGAAAUCGGAAUUUUUGUAUUGAACAAGUUCAAGAUCAUUGCAGAGCAAGUGGUAGCGGACAAAGUGAAGGCCUUGCAGAUGAAGAAAGUGAAACUACGGUUGGAAAAGGCGGUGGUGGAAGGUAUAUAAGCUUAGAGAUAGGGAGGAACAAAGAACCGAAUUUAGAAGCAUGGAUUGAACAACCGAUUAUAGGAAACAAUUCAUUGAAGAGGUUGAAGAACAAGAAGUCGAAAAAUGGAAGCUACAAUAAAGUUUUAUGUAGUAUUAGCAGCGUGGUUUGCAUUAGCGGAGUCUCUGGUAUUGGAAAAUCGGAAUUGGUGUUAGAGUUUGCUCAUAGAUAUUACCAAAGGUACAAGAUGGUUUUGUGGAUUGGUGGUGAAGCUAGGAAUCUUAGGCAGAACAUAUUGAACUUGUCAAGAAAUUUCGGUUUAGAUGUUGGAGCCGAUUCCGAGACAGAAAGAGGUAGAAUUCGAAGCUUCGAGGAGCAAGAAUUAGAAGCGUUCAAGAGAAUCAAGAGGGAACUUUUCGGUGACACGCCUUACUUGUUGAUAAUUGAUAAUCUUGAGACUGAAGAGGAAUGGUGGGAAGGGAAAGAUUUGUACGAUUUGAUACCGAAAAACAACACGGGAGGGACUCAUGUCCUUAUUACUACUAAGCUUUCCAAGGUAAAGAACUAUGAAACGAUUCAUCUCCCUCCAUUGCCGUUAUCUGAUGCAAUGAUUUUGAUAAGAGGAAGAAAAAGAAAAGAGUAUUCGAUGGAUGAAGUAAAUUUCCUCGAAAAAUUCUACGAGAAACUUGGUAGAUUAAGCUUUGGUUUGAUGAUGAUCGGUUCAUUGUUGUCUGAACUUGCCAUUAGUCCUUAUGCGCUCUUCGAGUCGAUUAACCAAGUUCCGCUGAAUGAAGAUUCAAGCUCUGGUUACAUGAGUACUGCACAAGAACAAUGGUGCAAGAACAAUCUUUUCCUCAUGAAGACUUUUCUUUUUUGUUUCGAAACUUUGGAGAAAACUAAAGCGAAAGGGAAUGUUCUUGCUGUUAGAAUGCUUCUUGUUGGUGGUUGGUUUUCUCCUGCUCCAAUCUCAGUCAGUUUGUUAACCAAUGCAGCGAAGAGUGUUUCCGCAAGCGAAAACCAUCUCAAGAAAUGGACAAACUGUACAAGCCUGACAUCGAGUUGUUUACCACCGCGCACGUGGAAAGACGAAGAAGACUCGGCUACGCUACUUGUGAAAUUUGGACUAGCAAAAAGGACUAAUCUACACGACGAUGGAAUCUGGCUUCAUUUCCAUUCCAUAACACAAACAUUUGCUAAAACAAAAGGUGGCUUGAAAUACGCAAAGGCAACGAUUCAAGGAGUAAGGAAAACAAGCAACCAUGUAAUCUCAGAUCAUCUAUGGGAAUCCGCUUUUCUUGUUUUCGGAUUCAAAUCCGAGCCACCGGCCGUGGAGCUAAAGGCAACCGACAUGGUUUUAUACAUCAAAAGAACAGCUCUUCCCCUCGCAAUCCAAGCCUUCACCUUGUUUUCGAGAUGCAGUUCCUCUUUAGAACUCUUAAAAGUCUGCACGAACGCACUCGAGGAAGUUGAAAAAUCUUUUGUGACUCAAAUACAAGAUUGGUCUCAUGACUCAAUUUGUUGGAAGAAAAGGUUGCAAAGAAGACAGAAAGUUGAUGAAUAUGUGUGGCAAGAUGUUACAUUAUUGAAGGCAACAUUGCUUGAGACAAGAGCUAAGUUGUUAGCUAGAGGAGGAGAGUUAGACAGUGGUAAGGAACUUUGUAGGACAUGUAUUAGUAUUAGAACUGUGAUGCUUGGACAUAGCCAUGCACUAACCUUAGCUGCUCAAGAGACACUGGCUAGGUUGGUGAGAAUGAGGAGUAAGAUAUGA